Messenger RNA from Salvia miltiorrhiza (redroot sage), 1582 nucleotides. RefSeq names its product basic leucine zipper 43-like. Gene Ontology annotation, molecular function: DNA-binding transcription factor activity. The record is from RefSeq and is a predicted model, not a curated record. Bases 854 to 1390 code for a protein of 178 amino acids. NCBI's taxonomy places the organism in Eukaryota, Viridiplantae, Streptophyta, Magnoliopsida, Lamiales, Lamiaceae. The transcript has a single exon. Gene Ontology annotation, biological process: regulation of DNA-templated transcription.
ACGAAAUAAGAAACGUGAUAUCAAGUAAUAAAUUUUGCGUCUAAAACAUUCCUUUCUACCAAAGUACACUGCUUAUGCUUCCUGCAAUGUGCUUCAGGUAAGGGUUUUCAUCUGAUAUAUUGAAAUUUGAUCAUGUAAAGAAUAUAUAAUAUCUUAAAUAUUAAAUAUGGUUCCAGAAAAGUGGUUGUUGAGUCACCAAUUUCUUUUAUGCAAGUUUUCCACUUUCAGAAAAGGGAUUGUGCUGCCUCAGUAUCCUCCUAUUCAUUUAUGUCCUUGAACAUUGCUGGCUUCAGACCAAUGUUUAGUUGAAAACUUCUAAUCUAGGCUGACAAUUAAAACCAUUUUUCUAAAUUGACUUCACAUUCCAUUUCGUACUGGGCCAUUCUUUCCACAACAUUCCCCAAAUCAAUUAUUAUAAUCCCAAUUAUGAACUCCCCCACAUGUAAGCAUUUUUUUUCAUGAGAUUAUCCAAUUCUCAUCUAAAUAUUAAUUCAACUUGUAUAGAUUGCCUACAUAUGGUCCAUGGGUAUCAUGCAACAUACAACCGGUGUGUACAUGGACACAAUUAACCCUGAUGCAUAGACUAAUACAUCAUGUUACAUAGAUGAAUAUAUGAGAGCUUAUAAGGCCACUAACAGUUUGGUGUCAGUCCUGCAUUCUCAUUUUUUUGAGGAAUUCUACAGUACUCUAAUUUCAUAUGAUGGGGCCAAACUACCUUUUUGGCAUUCUAUAAAUCUACCCCUUCCCACUAGUUUCCUUCGCCUUCAACUACCAGCAAGACUUCUUUCUGAGAUCUCCCAUAAACUUGUUCCACAACCUCAUCUCAGAAAAUCCGCCUAGUUCCAUUGAAGCAAUGCAACCCAAUGAGAUUGCUGAGCUUCAUUUGUUAUUUCCUUCAAACUCAGCACAAUAUCCUCCCAAUUUUGGCUCAACCAGUAACUACCCACCAGCUUAUCAGUUUAGCAGGUUCCCCAACCCUUUAUAUAACCUCCAUGCCACACCCCAACUUCAAGAAUUCAAUCCUCAGACAACAUGUUUCAGCAGUAAUUCGACGUCUGAUGAAGCAGAUGAGCAACAACUAAGCAUAAUAAACGAGAGGAAGCAAAGAAGAAUGAUUUCAAACAGAGAAUCUGCAAGACGAUCACGCAUGCGCAAACAGAAACACUUGGAUGAGCUUUGGACACAAGUAGUCUGGCUCCGUAACGAGAAUCACCAGCUCAUAGACAAACUGAACCAUGUAUCAGAGCGUCAUGACCAAGUACUCCAGGAAAAUACUCAACUCAAAGAAGAAGCUUCAGAGCUUCGUCAAAUGCUUACUGACAUGCAGCUGAACAGUCCUUAUCCUAGCUUACGAGAGCUUGAUGACGAUCCCAGCAGUGAAUUGGCUUAAGCAUGAAUAAGUACUCAACUUUCUUCUUGCGUUUCCUGUUUUGUUGCUGAGAGAGAUGCUAUUAUUUCGUCUUAUCUUAAUCCCUUUAACCCAUUGGCGUUGUCUCGAUCAAUAUGAAACAAAAUCCAGUUAUUAUUCGUAUCGUAUGAGAUAACAGUUAUGCUGCAAUAAAAUCUAAUUUAAUAAAUCCAA